Messenger RNA from Zingiber officinale, 762 nucleotides. RefSeq names its product protein LHCP TRANSLOCATION DEFECT-like. Gene Ontology annotation, biological process: intracellular protein transport; granum assembly. Gene Ontology annotation, molecular function: protein binding. The record is from RefSeq and is a predicted model, not a curated record. Gene Ontology annotation, cellular component: chloroplast envelope; chloroplast stroma. The coding region runs from base 81 to 620 and encodes 179 amino acids. Lineage: Eukaryota; Viridiplantae; Streptophyta; Magnoliopsida; Zingiberales; Zingiberaceae. The transcript is spliced from 2 exons.
AAAACCAAUAAAAAUCCCACCUUUCGUCUUCCUCUUCUCUUCUGAGUUCCGCCCGCGGUGAGGGCGAGCGAGUGAACGACAUGGGCUCUAUUCCCUGUACCGUACAAUACCAAAUUCCACUUCGUACUACUACUACUACUUCUCCUUCGUCUUCAGUGAGUCUGAGCUCUUCAUUUCUUGCGUUCACGAGGCGACUGGGAUGGUUGAGCGACUCCAGGUUGAGGUCCAAGAUGGGGCCUGAGACGAACGGGUAUAGAACUACGUGCUGGUUUAAAUUUGGUAACCGUGGAGUUGACUCUGAAGGAGCUGGCAUAUAUGGGAGUCAGAAGCGGGAUGAUUUCGAUAGGGACGAUGUAGAACAGUAUUUCAAUUAUAUGGGAAUGCUUGCUGUUGAAGGUUCAUAUGAUAAAAUGGAGGAACUUCUAAGCCAAAACAUUCAUCCUGUGGAUAUCUUGUUGAUGUUAGCUGCUUCCGAAGGUGAUAAACCUAAAAUUGAGGAACUAAUUAGAGCAGGUGCUAACUAUAAUAUCAGAGAUGGAGAUGGAAGGACAGCUUUGGAUAGAGCAGCUAGCGAUGAGAUCAAGGAAUUUAUCUUAGGCUUCUCGGUUCAGAAAGCAUGAUCUAUAUAACCUAUUCAAGCACAAUGAGAUUCUUUUGAAAUUUUCUUUGGUCUCUGGAUUAAAUCCUUGUAGAACUUAAUGAAACCGUACCUUUUGCAAACAAUAACUACUCCUUGUCAGUUAUGCUCAGUAUCAUGUUUAA